This is a messenger RNA of Dinoponera quadriceps, 1941 nucleotides long. It is a transcript of the gene Mtpbeta, whose product is annotated as trifunctional enzyme subunit beta, mitochondrial. Gene Ontology annotation, molecular function: acyltransferase activity, transferring groups other than amino-acyl groups. Lineage: Eukaryota; Metazoa; Arthropoda; Insecta; Hymenoptera; Formicidae. The record is from RefSeq and is a predicted model, not a curated record. The transcript has 7 exons. Gene Ontology annotation, biological process: fatty acid beta-oxidation. Bases 331 to 1734 code for a protein of 467 amino acids.
UCCCUAAUUCAUAGUCUGUUACGGACUUUAUAGAUAUUCAGAUUAACUUAAUCCUGAUUAUUCUAUUAGAAUUGAGCAAUCACAUUUGUCGUUAAGCAAAACUGACCAGAAAUAACCAAUCAUGGCUGACACUUAACCAUUCGGUUAAGUUAAUUAGAGAUUGUGAGACCAGACCUAAGACCGGACCUAUCACGAAUCAAAGUCCAACAUUGUAACCUCUGCAAGUCGCAGUUCAGUAGGAAGUUGUAUCUCGGUGUUGGAGUCCUACACAAACCUAAUUCAACGUGAUUAAAAACGAAAAACGCUCAAUAUCAUCAUAUUUAGUUCAAAAUGUUCCCUUUACUGAAGAAUUGUUUGGUGGCAAAGCAUGGAAUUAAUUACGAAAUCCUUGUUCGUUGUUCUGGACUAUCUGCAAGCAAGGCCUAUUCUACAAAAAGUAACAAUGGCUCCAAAAAUAUUGUAUUUGUUGAUGGAGUACGGACACCAUUUUUAUUAUCUGGAACUCAAUACAAGAAUCUCCUAGCAUAUGAUCUUGCAAGGCACUCAUUAGUGUGCCUGCAAAAGAAAAUUGACUUUCCCAAGGAGAUAGUUGAUUAUAUCGUAUAUGGUACAGUAAUGCAAGAAGUGCGAACUUCUAAUAUUGGAAGAGAAGCUGCUCUUGCCGCUGGAUAUAGUGAACAUACUCCUGCACAUACAGUAACAAUGGCAUGCAUUAGCAGUAAUCAAGCUAUCACUACUGGUAUGGGUUUGAUUGCUUGUGGUGUUUAUGAUGCUGUUGUGGCAGGAGGAGUCGAGUUUAUGUCUGAUAUUCCGAUCAGACACAGCCGACGCAUGAGAUCUUUGAUGUUGCAAGCUAACAAGGCAAAAACGAUGAUGAACAAGUUGACCCUCCUCGCUAGUAUCAGACCAGCUCAUUUCGUACCUGAUCUGCCAGCUGUAGCUGAGUUUUCAACUGGUGAAACUAUGGGACACAGCGGAGAUCGAUUGGCGGCGGCUUUUGGCGUAUCGCGCAAAGAACAAGACGACUACGCAUUACGCUCUCAUACUUUAGCCGCGCGAGCUCAACAAGAGGGAAAUCUGUCGGAUGUGAUGCCUUUUAAAGUACAAGGUGUCGAUCAAGUUGUGGACAAAGAUAACGGUAUUCGCGUGUCUACGGAAGAGCAAUUGGCAAAGUUGAAACCCGCAUUCGUGAAACCGUACGGGACAGUCACCGCCGCUAACGCGUCUUUCUUGACCGACGGCGCCUCUGCGGCCCUGAUAAUGAGCGAGGAGAAGGCUCUCCAACUUGGUUUGAAACCCAAGGCGUAUUUGCGAAACUUCACUUACGUGUCUCAAGAUCCGGUUGAUCAGUUACUUCUUGGUCCAUCGUACGCAAUACCGAAGAUUCUGAACAAAGCGAAAUUAGAUGUAAAAAAUAUAGGAGUGUGGGAGAUACACGAAGCGUUCGCCGGACAAAUCUGCGCUAAUUUGAAGGCGUUAGAUUCAGAUUUGUUUGCGCAAAAGUUUCUCAAGAAGAGCGAGAAGGUUGGUGUACCGGAUCUGAAUAAAUGGAACGCAUGGGGUGGGUCUUUGUCGCUCGGUCAUCCGUUUGCCGCUACUGGAGUACGAUUAGCGACACACACUGCUAAUAGACUCAUAAAGGAGGAUCAGCAGUUCGGUCUUAUUGCGGCCUGUGCUGCUGGUGGACAGGGAGUUGGCAUGAUCAUGGAGAGAUAUCCUGGCGCAAAAGUGUGACUUUUAGAGGAAUGCAUGAAGUAUUUCAAGAUAAAAUGAAUUAAAGGCAAAUAAAAAGGAAAUCAGAGUUUUUUCCUUUACUAGAGAAAGACAAGAAAGAAUAAUAUGUAAAUAAACGUAAACGUUUAAAAUAAUUGUGAGUAAUAUAAAAGAAACUAUUUUUUAUUAAAUUGUAAUUUGCAAUAAACAUUACAUUGUGUAGGAUUA